AUGGCGCGUUUCAUGGAAGAGCAAGGAAUACCCUUCUCACGGAAGCUUCCACUCGGUUUCACAUUCUCCUUCCCUUGUAAACAAGAAGGGCUUACAAGUGCGAAACUUAUCCGUUGGACCAAAGGUUUCAAGGUGAGCGGAUGCGAGGGUAUGGAUGUAUGCAAAAUGCUGAAAGAAGCUUGCGGUAGACGCUCUGAUAUCGACAUAGAUGUUGUGGCUUUGCUCAACGAUACCGUUGGAACACUGAUGGCUUGCGCUUUCAAGGAGAACACAUGCCAGGUAAAUUCCGCCAAAUGUCAUGCACAGCAGAGGUAA
Molecule: messenger RNA, 315 nt
Organism: Cooperia oncophora
Lineage: Eukaryota; Metazoa; Nematoda; Chromadorea; Rhabditida; Trichostrongylidae
Source: the annotation of a GenBank genome assembly